Phascolarctos cinereus (koala) is the source of this 7798-nucleotide messenger RNA. It is a transcript of the gene LUZP1, whose product is annotated as leucine zipper protein 1. The record is from RefSeq and is a predicted model, not a curated record. Gene Ontology annotation, biological process: neural fold bending. NCBI's taxonomy places the organism in Eukaryota, Metazoa, Chordata, Mammalia, Diprotodontia, Phascolarctidae.
AGCUGGAGCUGCCGGCCGCCCGGAGGAGCCCAGCCCGGGGAGCCUCCGCAGCGCGGGCGGGCCGGGCCGGGGCCGGGGCCGGGGCCGCAGCCUCCCAGGUUGGAGGCUGUCAUUGCCCAGCUCAGAGUCCUUCCGUGGGCUCCUACUGGAUUCAGCAGGCGUUUAUUAAGUGUCUUCUAUGGGCCGAUCAUCCUGCUAGGUGCUGGGGAUGCAAAGACAAACUCCAAACAGUAGCCACCUUUAAAGAGCUCAUGUUCUGAUGAGGGGGAUUCAUCACAUAGACACAAAUUGAAAUGGUAUAGUAUGGUAUUAGUUACUGAAGAAACUGCAAAAGAUGCCUGAGAAGAGGGGGAGAUGGGGCUGUGUGAUGGCAAGAUUAGGGGAGAAAAGUGGAAACCAAAACUCUUCUUGAUGGAAUGGAGAAUCUGAGGGCAUGGAAGGACACAUCUUCGUUUGAGGGGUCAGUGCUCUCUGGGCAGACACGAGGAAGGUCAAGAGUCAGUCAUCCUUGGAAGUCACGAGUAAGUUUGCCCCAACUAGCUGCCAGGAGCAGGCAGAGGAAUCUUAUAUGCACAGCUCCAGGGAAAUUAGAUGACCUAGAUGAUGAGGACAUUGAGGCUCAGAGACAAUAAGUGACUUGCCCAGGGUCACACAGCAAGCCAGUGGUAGGAGUGGAAACAGAAAUCCACGUCUCCCAACCCUCAGGUCACUCCUGUUGCUGCUACAUUGCCAGACCAGACUGAUGAGGGUCCCAGGCUGCAAGAAGACCCUGUGGCUAGAAGGAGAGAGUUGACUAUUUCUCAUUCCCUCGAGCUACACUAAAGAGAAGCCUGAACAUGGCGGAAUAUUCAGGGUACAAGGAGGUCACCUCCAGUCGCCACCUGCGGUUCAAGCUGCAGAGUCUUGGCCGCCGCCUCGAUGAGUUGGAGGAGGCCACCAAAAGUCUCCAGAAGGCCGAGGACGAGCUCCUGGAUCUGCAGGACAAGGUGAUCCAGGCCGAGGGCAGUAACUCGAGCAUGCUGGCCGAGGUGGAGGCGCUGCGGAAACGGGUGUUGAAGAUUGAGGGGAAGGACGAGGAGAUCAAGAGAGCGGAAGACUUGUGUCAGCUGAUGAAAGAGAAGCUGGAGGAGGAGGAGAGCCUGACCCGGGAGCUGAAGGCGGAGAUCGAGCGGCUCCAGAAACGGAUGGCGGAGCUGGAGAAGCUGGAGGAAGCGUUCGGCCGGAGCAAGAACGACUGCACCCAGCUUUGCCUGAGUCUGAACGAGGAGCGGAAUCUGACCAAGAAGAUCUCCUCCGAGCUGGAGACCCUCAGGGUCAAGGUGAAAGAACUGGAAACUUCAGAGGACAGGCUGGACAAAACUGAGCAGAGUCUAGUGUCCGAGCUGGAGAAGCUCAAGUCGCUAACUCUGAGUUUUGUGAGCGAGAGGAAAUAUUUAAAUGACAGGGACAGAGAAAAUGAGAAAUUAAUCAAAGAACUGACCCAGAAACUGGAGCAGAACAACAAGGUCAACCUUGUGGACCAUCCCAGGAACGCCUCCACCCUCCUGGACAGAAACGACCUACGCAUUGAAGACGGCAUCUCGUCUACACUGCCCUCCAAAGAGGCGAGGAGGAAGGGCAUGCUGGACUAUCGCAAGCAGGGGGAGAAUGAGACUCGGAACAAGUCGGAGAAUGAAAAGAAUCGGGAUCAGGAAGAUAACAAAGUGAAAGACCUCAACCAAGAAAUCGAGAAACUCAAAACCCAAAUCAAACAUUAUGAAUCUCUGGAGGAGGAGCUGAAGAAAACGCGGGCUCAGAACAAUGACCUGAAGGACAGUUACCUGAGCGAGCAGAAUAAGAACAAGGUGUUGACCAGUCAGCUGGAAGAGGUCAAGCUGCAGCUGAAGAAUCAGAAGGACCUGGAGAAUGGGGAGGUGGAGAGCGAAGAGUCGUUCCUGGUUGGCAAGGGCCGGCAGCACGAGAGACCCAAGUACCGAGGGCUCGUCAACGAGUCCCCUACGUCCAGGUACAAGUCGCGGGAACUCUCCCCUCAGCACAAAAGGGGGGAGAGACCUCGCUACAAGGAGCUCGUGCUCAGAAAUGACAAUGCCCCUCACAACAGCAGGUCAGGUAGCGGCUCCAGUGCUGUGAACCGGAGGGCCGCCAAGGCGUCUGGCGCUGUCCUGGGCAUGGACAAUGUCUCCCAAGAUGCCAAGAGACCCGAUGACAACUUUGCAACUGGCCCUCCUCUGAACGAAGGCAAGAGGGCCAGGGAACAGCCGCCAGUGCUGAGCCGCUAUCCCCCAGCUGCCCAGGAGCAUCGAGGCCUGAAGGGAGCCUCCAAGCCAGGACAUGAAAAUGGGCUAAAGGGGAAGGUGGAAAAGACAUCCCGCGUGUUUAAUGAUGCCAGCCAUGGCGAUAGAGCCACCAGGACAGAAACCACCUCGGCCUCGGCAGGGAACAGGGUGCUGAGGGUGAAUCGGGUGGCCAGUUUGGAUACCUGUUUAGAAGCCGUAUCAGCUAAGAAGAUCCUCAACCCCUCCGGUGGAAAUCAGGGGUCUUCAGGGCUGGCCGCAGAGCUGGGCACCUCUAAGGCUGCUGACCCUUUGGCCCCAUCUCGGAGAUCAUCCUCUGAAGGGCUGUCAAAAUGCAAAAGGCCAGCUAAUGGCCAGGAAGCUGAGAGCAGCCCUCCUAGUCUGAAGCCUCCAGUUUUAUCCAAGGCUUCUUAUGGUUCCAGAAGUCAGGAAGACAUCCUGCAGGGCUUUGCAGCCAUAAGCAAGGAAGAGCAUGACCAGCCUGUAUCUGUGGUGAUGGAGGACAGCAGUCAGCAUGAAGCCUUUAGGUGCAGGGUCAUCAAACCUGGUGGUAGAGAGAGACUGGACCUGGAAGACGACAUGGACAUGGAUUCUCUUGUCACCGCCAAGCUAGUCAACACAACCAUCCCCCCCGAGCCAGAGUCAAAAAGGCAGCCGCGGUCCCGAGCAGCCCUGAGGACGCCCCUGUUUGACAACGAUAGAGACACUGGGGCCGACACGGAACCCGGGAAACCUGUGAGAAGCACUGCUGCCGCAGAGUUUCAAGAGGCCAGUGGUUCCGGGGUAAAAAGCCGUAGGCCCUUCAGCCCCAGGGAGGCUUUGAGGUCCAAGGCGGUCAUUAAGCCUGUCAUUAUUGAUAAGGAUGUGAAAGAGGUCAUGGGGGGAGUCGGGGCAGAGGCCAUCUCAGAGAAACCAAAGCCCACCUCCAGAUCGGUGCCAAACAAAAUGACGAGCUGCAUCACCAUCUACCCCGUGGAGGUGAGCAGCCCCAGGGGGAGCACCAGUGAAGCCCCGAGAGAGAGACACACAUCUACCAGCAACAUCCAGGUGGUGCCCAGCGAGAUGUCCUCGGUCACCAACCACAUUAGCCUGCCUUUUGAGAUCUCCAUUAACAAGAACGAUAUCACGCGGCAGAUCGCAGACGCCGAUCCGGUCGGGGACCUGCCCCCGAGGAACAGGCCAGAAACAGUGGUCUCCAGGAGCAGUAUUACUAUCAAGCCAUCAGAGCCUGGGGAGAGGAGUAGCCAAGAGCCCCCCUCAGAGAGCCUCCGGUGGAAGAGCCACCGUCCCCCUUUGGAAAUGGAGCCAUCUGAUGCCAAACACGUCACAGUGCGGAGCGCCUGGAGGACCAGGCGAGACUUGAACUCUCUGGAAGACCCCCCGGCCCAAAGGGGCAAAAAUGUGGAUCCCCCUAAUGCCUAUACACAGAGAUCUUCCACGGAUUUCUCAGAACUGGAGCGGCCCAGGCCCUCUCCCUUCGAGCGGGGCAUGCGAAGGGGGGCAGGGAAUCCAGGGGAUGGCCCUGAGCCGUCUUCCCGGAGGACCCAAAGCAGCCUCACGGUGUCAGAGGUUCUCACGAGGCGCAGUCGGGUCGGUGACUCCGUCACCGCUGCUGCCUUGAAUCACCCAGCAGGCCUGGAGGAAGCUGAAGGCAGUAACCCCAACUCCUUUCGAUGGCAGCACAAUUGUGUGGAAAGGCCAGAGCUGCCUGCAAAGCGGCCUCCAGAGCUCCUUCGGGUUCGAGCUGAAGAACGGGUACGUCGGGCCAAGCACUCCUCUGAAGAGAACUGAUCUGACUGGGGUGGUUCCCGCUCUGCUGGGGUGAUUUCCAAGAUUUUAAUUCUCCACUCCCAGCAGAGGAUUCACUCCGUGGUCUGCCCCAAGGGGAUGCUCUCUGACCACAUACCCUUCAGCCACCAGCUGCAAAGCCAUCUCCCAUUCUUCUCUCCCUCUGAGCAUUCUUGACUUGGAGGUUUUCCAAGCCAAUGAACAGCAGUGUGUCUGGUUGGAGGCUACUCUGGGGGUCACUGAGCCCAUGCCCCAGGGUGGCAUCUUGGGUAUCCGGACUGAGUUGGCUGUUCCCCGAAGGGCCAUCCAUCAGUGACACGUCCUAGCCAGACCUCUCCAGACACCACUUAAGAGGACACAGAAGGGUCCACGCCCCUCCAUAUUCCCUUCACCAAGCACUGGAGGCUUGGCUGGCUCAAGAGUUUGCCUGCAGGAUUCCGUGGCUGCAAGCCUCACCUUGACUUCUCAGAGCAGGGUGUCAUCCCCACCCCACUCGGGGAGGGGGCGUGGAUCCUGAGACCGUGCUAGGCCUCACCUGGCACACUCCCUUUCCCCCCUCCCCUAGUCAGGAUGAACCUCCUUCCCAUUUGUUGUCCCGUGGAGCAAUAGAUUCAAGGAGAGGCAGACACUUGUGUGCUGCCCACCCCUGCCCCUGCCUUCUCCCCUGACCCCUUCCCCCUUGAGAACCGCACUUUACUGAGUCAAUGCAAUCCUUGAAGGUUGGCUGGAAAGGAGAUUUCUGUGGACUGUAGUUGCCUGUUGCCUCCAUCAGCAAAAUGAGAGGGGAAAAUCUAGGAGUUGGGUGUAGAGUGGGGGAAGGGAAAGGAUGAUUCAGAUUUCCGAAUGCAGCAAAUUUUCCCAAAUUCCACAUGCAGAAUUUUUUUUUAAUCAAAAACUUUAGUGAUCAGUCAAUUACUGGGCCAUUGCCCGAGUAGUUAGCUUUGUGCAGAUGCCAAACUUAGGCGUAGCCAGUCAUUGACUUCAUUGGGUUUAACUUUUGCUCCCUGCUCAGGAGCUCAAGGACGGUUGGGUUCACCACGUUGGAAAGGCGUUGGUUUGGGCUUGCCUGGCUCCUAACCCCCUUCCCCAGAAUGCUGAGCUGGAAGGGACCAGCUAACCCAAGUCCCUCACUUUACAGAGGUGGAAAAUGAGGGCCACGGGAGUUAGUUAAUAUGACUUAGCUGAGGUCACAUGGCUAGGUCAUUUCUCCUGACUCCCAGCUGACAAUGUUCUCUCUCUACAUCCCAUCUUAUCCUUGCCUUGCUGGGGGUUUGGGGUGGGGGUGGGGGGGGUCCCUUAAUCCUUUAAUCCUCCUUUGUAAGAACUCACCUGGUUUAUUUUAAGGUUCUUGUUUGGGAACCAGGGCUGAACAGAUCCUUGAUUCUCUGGAGUCUGGGUUGGACCCUGGCGGGGCUCAAGGACGCGCUGACCCUUUUCUCAGGCUGUGCCUGGGAGUUCCACAUCCUGGCUGCUAUGCAGGAACCACUCUCAUACCUCCAUUUUCACAUUUUGCCAAAUGUGGGCUUGUAUUACUUGGGCUGUCCUACCUUUCCCCAUAGCUGCCGUAGUCCCCGCCUUAUGUGUACAAACUGACUCCCUGCCUCUCCACUGACCCAGCAGGCGGGGCCCCUUAGCUAAGCUUCUGGUUUUAACACCUAGCAAGCUGCUUGUCCCAAAGCACUCUCCACGAAGCCACCCAAGGCUGAUCCUCCUCCAUUGGCUGGGAGCUCCAGGAGGUCUGCAAGCCCUGGACCCUCUCAGGUGAUAGCUGCUGAAAGUGGGGGACAUGGAGGCUCCCUGUUCAUGGGGCACUCGAAGGCAGUCUUUGGUCACAGAGAAAGUCUCAAGUCCAGAUUCUUAUGGCUUUCCUCAUGUCCUGAGAUUCUAGAGCUUGAACAGAAAGACUCCUGUGUGUCUGUUGUACAUUCAGCUAGGUGCCAACAUCGUGACUCUACCAAGCUUAAGUGGCACUGCUCACUGCCGCUGUGGAACAAAGAUGCCAUGUGGGAGAGAGAUAAACCAUGGUGCCCCUUACUGGGACCACCAUCUUGAAACCUGAGUGCAAUAGGGCUUGAUUGUAACUAAUAUUUCAGGAUAAAUAUUUCACCUCCCCUCCCCCCAACCUGCACAGUUUCUAGGACCCCUGAUAGAUUUAUUUUUUAAAGUUCUUGGUGUUGCAGAAAAUACUGGGUAUAAUUGUAUAGCCAAGAGUUUGAGGCCUGGCUCUUUUGGGCUUGGCAGUGGUGAGGAUCCCGUAGGGUUCAGCAAAUUCCAAAGUUAAGAUGCUAUACACUACAUGAUGGUGUCACUCACUGCACCUUCCUAAGAAGUAGCUGGAGGCGCUGCAAGACAUCCCAUCCCAUCCCAUCUUGGAUUGAAAUGCCUUGCCACUCCUAGGGUAUGGAGGCCCAUUUGCUGGAAGUGGAAAGGGACUCUGGCCUGGCGGAGGAGCAAGCCUUCAAACCAAAUCCUCUAGACAAGGAUGACUGCUUUUCAUAAAAAAAGUUGUCUUUGGAUGAGGAGUAGAGUGGAGUGUGGGUGGGAGGCCUGGUGCAUUCUAAAGUCUCCAGAUACUUCUGUAGCACACCGGAGGAAGCUGGUGGAGUUGGGGUUAAUGAAGCCUGAAAUUGGAUGGUGAGUCUGAGUAGUGAGCCAGCCUUCCUCCUGUGCCUUUCCUUUACACCCUGCACCCAGUGCUCCCUUGGCUGCCGAGAUCUGUGAAGCCAGCUACAGAGAGACGAAGACCUUUCCGGAGUGGAGGACGUGAGAGUUGUGAAGUGGACUUGCGGGCUCACGCAGGUCUCAGGGGUCACAGGAUGAAAAGAAUAAACUCUUAGGUUAAAAGGACUUUAGGGGUCACUGGGUACAGAAGCCCCUACACCUCCAGGAGAGAUUGCACACAAACCCCCCUGGUCAGGCUGGGGUUGAUACUGUUCUGAGCCCCUGAGUAAGUAGCUAGGGGAUUCAGUAGCCUCUUGUGGUAGACACUGAUAGUCGUGACGGUUGGGGAAAGAUGUUGGUGUCUGCUUUGCUGGGCUGACCCUGCCUCCUCAGGCUGUCAGGUGGGUGUCUGUGCCACCAUCCCCACUUGGAGGUUUCCAAAGGCUGCUUCUGAACUGGUGCUUCCAGGCCUACGGUGGUCCUCUCAAGUUCCCUCCAGGGGAGCUCCCUGGCUCCAACCAAUGGAUGGACGGACGGACAGUGUGGCUGUCCAUCCUGCGAUAGGAGAGGUGCUGCAUUCUCCUGCUGCUGCUUAGCAGUUCAGAACACGUAUGAAUGGAAUGUAUUUUUAAAAGAAUAAAAUAUAUUUUUUUGUAUUUUAAAAGUUUGGUGGGGUAGGGAGGUAGUCCUAUCAAGUUGUUGAGUUACAGGCAGAAAACUAACCCUCGUUGCUGUGUCUUCCAGUCUCUCUCCAAGUCAACCCAUUCCAGCUAACUCGGUCCGGUGCCUGGCUCCAGGAGAGGCCGAGGUUGCUCCUGGUGCUGCCCCACCACUAUUCUCGCUCUAAGCAUGUGAGAUAAGGAGGCAGCCUGGCCACUGCGGCUCCUGCCUCAGGGGGAGGUGGGGCUCGGCUCCCAGGGGAGCUGCAGCCCCACGCUCCUCGCGUGCAUGUUUAGUGGAAGCCCGUUUGUCUGCAUGUAUCCUCUGGCCCUAAAGCUGUCUGUCAGCCCUACAGCACGAUAUGUAACCAAUAAAGCUCUCCAAUUUCUACGUGC